This is a messenger RNA of Rhodamnia argentea, 2422 nucleotides long. RefSeq names its product serine/threonine/tyrosine-protein kinase HT1. Gene Ontology annotation, molecular function: protein kinase activity; ATP binding. NCBI's taxonomy places the organism in Eukaryota, Viridiplantae, Streptophyta, Magnoliopsida, Myrtales, Myrtaceae. Gene Ontology annotation, biological process: protein phosphorylation. The coding region runs from base 684 to 2132 and encodes 482 amino acids. The transcript is spliced from 4 exons. The record is from RefSeq and is a predicted model, not a curated record.
GAACAAAGGGCGGAGAUGAGAUGAGCAGCACAUUUUGAUUUUUCAAGCUUUUGACUUUUGUGGUCGUAGAAUUUGGAAUUGGGGAGGUGGGGGCGGGGGAGACCGGACCCUCCUCCCCACGGGCCAAAGAAUAUCCCCGUCCUUGUCCCACACCACCGUCCACAGUCGUCCCUCUCCAACGCCGCCUUCUCUCUCUCUCUCUCUCGCCCUUUUCUUCUCUUUACUAAAUAAAGCAAAUCCGGAGGAACCCAUUUCUCCCCUCUCCCGCUCUCUCUCUCUCUCGAUCGAGUCUCCUCCAAACCAACCGCGCUCGUUCCUACCCAGCCCCAGGGGGGCCACCGCGAGCGUAUCUGGGCGCGGGGGCGGCGGCCGGCGGUCAACGGUGCCGGGCAGUCCUUGAUCGGCGAAUCCUUACGAGCUCACCCGCCAUUCUUGGUGCGGUCCGCUUCAUCCAGUUCGCCGGUGGAGGUCCGGGGAGUCAGUUUCGGGUUUGAUAAGAGAGUUGUAUUCCUGGUUUGAUGGGAUUGAAGAAAUUUAGUUCUUGGUCUUUAAUUCCUGUAGAGUUGUUCGAGCGUAACCCUCUUGGUUAUAGGAGUUGCUUAAAGCUGAAAAAGGUGAAGAAGAUCAAGGACAUGAUCACAUAUGAAGUGUUUUAGCAUUUCUAUGGUAUAAGUAGUUAGAAAAUGGAUGAGGAGGCUAAUUCCUGGAUAAGGAGAACAAAAUUCUCUCAAACAGUUUGUCAUAGGCUAGAUUCUUCAAGAUUGGCCUCGAUUCCCUUUACAAUUGAAGCAAAUCGGAAUCCUGGACUGAAGUCAUGGCCAACUCUAGCGGUCUCAGGCCAGAAGCCCAGUUCUAGUGGUUCACAGAUUCAAAGAAAUCCAGUUACCAAUAAACAGAGAGCUUUAUCCCCCCCUCCAGAGACGGUCCUAUCUGAUGUGUUUAAGGAAGCACGCUCUGAAAAAAAGAGAUUUUCAACUCCCUUGCCACAGAGGAAAGAAACUGAGAAGGGUAUUAUUAGGGGAAAGGCUCGGAAUUCCAAUUCAUCCUCGAAUAGUAGCCCGCUCAGGCAUUUUGCUUCAAUGAAACACAAUGACAAAGUUAAAAGCAGGAAGGACUCUGCCUGGACUAAAAAAUACUUUGAUUAUUCUGGCGGAAGGGUUAUGGCUGUUGAUGGAACAGAUGAAUGGGUUGUGGAUAUGUCUAAACUAUUGCUUGGUCUCAGAUUUGCCCAUGGUGCGCAUAGUCGGCUUUAUCAUGGGAUAUACAAGGAUGAACCUGUUGCUGUAAAGAUUAUUAGGGUUCCAGAUGAUGGCGAAAAUGAAAUCUUGGCUGCAAGAUUGGAAAAACAAUUCACUAGGGAAGUAACUCUUUUGUCCCAUCUUCACCAUCAGAACAUUAUAAAGUUUGUUGCCGCAUGCAAGAAGCCACCAGUUUAUUGCAUCAUUACAGAAUAUCUAUCAGAAGGUUCUUUGAGGGCAUACUUGCAUAAGCUUGAAGACAAAUCAAUCCCCUUGCAAAAGCUUAUUACAACAGCUCUCGAGGUUGCUCGUGGAAUGGAGUAUGUUCAUUCACGAGGGGUCAUUCAUCGUGACCUCAAACCAGAGAAUAUCCUAAUCGACCAGGACUACCAUCUGAAAAUUGCUGAUUUUGGCAUUGCUUGUGAUGAGGCUUACUGUGAUACUUUAGCUGAUGAUCCAGGAACUUACCGGUGGAUGGCCCCUGAAAUGAUCAAACGCAAAUCUUAUGGGCGAAAGGUUGAUGUUUAUAGUUUUGGUCUUAUUUUAUGGGAAAUGGUGGCUGGCGCAAUCCCAUAUGAGGACAUGACUCCCAUACAAGCUGCUUUUGCGGUGGUUAAUAAGAAUCUGAGACCAGUAAUCCCAAAGGAUUGCCCACCCGCACUGCAUGAUCUCAUUGACCAGUGCUGGUCCUUACAACCAGAGAAGAGGCCCGAGUUCUGGCAGAUAGUCAGAGUAUUGGAACAGUUUGAGGUUUCGCUUGCUCAUGAUGGAACACUAAAUCUGGUGGAGAACCUGACUUGCCAAGACCACAAGAAAGGGUUGCGUCAUUGGAUCCAAAAGCUCGGUCCGAUGCACCAUAACAGUUCAAAUGUUUCUAAACCGAAGUUCAUAUGACUCUUCUGAGCUUGCCUAGGACCCAAUUCACAUGAAUUCCACUCUGUAAGGCUUCAAGAAUUAUACUGGUGUCAACUGUCUGUCCAGGAUGAAGUCUGCUUGAACCUUCUUUGAUGGCGGUGCAGAUUCACAUGGAGAUCGAUGGGUAGACUUGUAUGCAUGUAUCAAUUUGUAAAAGGCUCUUCCUGUAGAUUUUACAGGUAUGUAUGAUUGGGUCAUUGGUGUUGGAAAAAUGCUGACAUAUAAAUUUAUCUUGGCAAUUUUUAAAGCCGACUUCUGUUUUUUGGUUU